CAGCAGCCGAGCUCUCAAAUCCUCCCGCCGACCGGCAGCCCUUGCGCGCCGCAGGAAGCCUUAAGGGGGUGGAGCUGUGGGCGGGGCCGCAGGAGCCGGUGCUCGCCGUUCAUUGGCUUCCGCGCCGGAAGUGGCGGUGCGGUCCGGCGGCGCACGCGCGCUCUCACGCGCUGGGCUGCCGGAGCCGGCGGGCACCAUGCUGCGGCUGCUGGCGCGGACCCGGGCGGCCCGCGGCUGUCGCCGCUUCGGUUCGUGCUCGCCGGGCGCCCGCGGCGACGCCGGGGAGGGGCGGGCCCACUUCACCACGCCCAUCUUCUACGUGAACGCCGCGCCGCACAUCGGGCACCUGUACUCGGCGCUGCUGGCCGACGCCCUGUGCCGCCACCGGCGUCUCCGGGUUCCCGGCUCCGCGGCCACGCGGUUCUCCACCGGCACGGACGAGCACGGCCUGAAGAUCCAGCAGGCGGCAGCCGGCGCGGGCCUGGCCCCGAUCGAGCUCUGCGAUCGCGUGUCUGCCCAGUUCCGGCAGCUUUUCCUGGAGGCUGGCAUCUCCUCCACCGACUUCAUCCGCACCACGGAGGCCCGGCACCGGGAGGCGGUGCAGCACUUCUGGCGCUUGCUGGAGGCCCGGGGUCUGCUUUACAAAGGACUUUACGAGGGCUGGUACUGCGCCUCCGACGAGUGCUUCCUGCCCGAGGCCAAGGUCACUCGGCAGGUGGGUCCGUCCGGGGAGCAGCGUCCUGUGUCUCUGGAGAGCGGACAUCCCGUCUCCUGGACCAAGGAAGAAAAUUACAUCUUCAGGCUCUCCCAGUUUCGAGAACCGCUCCAGCGGUGGCUUCAAAACGACCCUCAGGCGAUCACCCCGGAGCCCUUCCACCAGACCGUUCUGCAGUGGCUGGAGGAGGAGCUGCCCGAUUUGUCCGUUUCUCGAAGGAGUAGCCACCUGCACUGGGGCAUUCCGGUUCCCGGGGACGAUUCGCAGACUAUCUACGUGUGGCUGGAUGCCCUGGUCAACUACCUGACCGUACUUGGCUACCCAGAUGCAGAUUUCAAGUCUUGGUGGCCAGCCACAUCUCACGUCAUAGGUAAGGACAUUCUUAAGUUUCAUGCCAUUUAUUGGCCUGCCCUUCUCCUCGGGGCCGGAUUGAGGCCACCGCGUCGCAUCUAUGUCCACUCGCACUGGACGGUGAGUGGCCAAAAGAUGUCCAAGAGCUUGGGCAACGUGGUGGAUCCCAGGGCUUGCCUUGACCGCUAUACUGUGGAUGGCUUCCGCUACUUUCUCCUCCGGCAGGGAGUUCCCAAUUGGGACUGCGAUUACUACGAUGAAAAGGUGGUCAAAUUGCUGGACUCCGAGCUGGCAGAUGCCUUGGGAGGACUUUUAAACCGGUGCACUGCCCACAGAAUAAAUCCUUCCGGGACCUACCCGUCGUUCUGCGCUGCUUGUUUCCCCAGCGAGCCGGGGCUAACGGGGCCGUCGGUUCGUGUGCAGGCGGAAGACUAUGCGCUCGUGAGGGCAGUGGCCACUUUGCCCAAGCAGGUGGCCGACUAUUACGACGACUUUCAGAUUUAUAAGGCUUUGGAGGCCGUAUCCAGCUGUGUUCGGCAAACUAAUGGGUUCGUUCAAAGGCAUGCGCCGUGGAAACUGACCUGGGAAAGCCCUGCGGACGCCCCUUGGCUGGGUACUGUGCUUCACGUGGCCUUGGAGUGUUUGCGAGUUUUUGGAACCUUGCUUCAGCCCGUUACUCCGAACUUAGCCGACAAGCUGCUGUCGAGACUCGGGGUCUCUGGCACAGAGAGAGGCCUUAGAGAGCUCCACUUCCUACCUCGAUUCUAUGGACACCCCUGUCCCUUUGAAGGGAGGGAGCUGGGACCGGACACUGGGCUUUUGUUUCCAAGGCUGGACCAAUCCAGGACUUGGCUAGUGAAAGCCCACAGGACCUAGAGGCUCAGUCCGUAUACUGGCUGAUGGGAAAAGAGCCAAUGUAUUCUUGCAUUUUCAGGAAAGUUAAAGUCGUGUUUAGGAAGCAUUGUAUCAGAUGAGAACCUAAACCUCCCGAGUCCUUAAGAGCCAUUCAGGUACCAUUGACAACCCACCCUUUUCAUUUCUCGGUGCCACUAACCACUGUUCCUCGUUUGCCAGUGUCUCUGAGGAGGCUGGUUGAGGAAGGGACCAGUUUCUGAUACUGUUCCUUCUCAUUGUGCCUUCUCCCAAACCAUGGCCUAGACCGGCGCUCAUGGCUGCUGCUCCCCAGGCUGAAACGAGGGUCGCAGACCCUGGCCGGCGUGCACAGGUCAGCCCUGCUCUGCUAGACACGGCGGGUCUCCGGUUAAAGUGAUUCUUUCCCUAGGGCUUUAGGAGCCUGUGUUCUUGCCCAUGUUCAUUCUCAGUUGUGCUUUGUAGUACUACACUUCGUCCAGUAGAUGGCGCUGAUCUCACACAUUCAACGCGUUAGGAGCCUGGCUUCAGACAUCUAAGGUCACAGAGCUUCAGAAUUUUACUGUUUCCUUAAAGGAUAACUUUGGAACCACUGCUAUUUAACAACACAAAGAUACUAGAAUUCUCAUCUUGAAAUUACUAAAAAUGACAUGUACAAUAAGUUAAAUAUAACAGGUUAUUUAUAUGAUAAAACCAUAAAGCCCUUUAGGUACACUGUAUUACAAGUAUUAAUUUUAGUAAUGAUUAUAUGUAUAAUUCAUCUGUGUGUGUUCUCUUUAUAUUUCCUGACUUAUUCAUAAUUUACCUCAUACGAUUGCUUUUGAUAUAUAUCAAAGGAUAUAUAAUACAAUAUUGAAAUUAUGUAAUUGUUAAUAUAUUUAUGUCAAAUUAUUUUUUGUUCAUUACUUCUCUUUUUGAGACAGGGUUUUAUUAUAUAGUUUAAGCUUGCCUCAAAUUUAUCAGUCUCUUGCCUCUGCCAUUCAGGUGCUGGUGAAAGGUGUGUCACCAUGCCUGUCUUUUCCUUUUAACUUGUUACUAAAGUUUGAUUGUGAACACCGUAUUUAGAGUUAUUGAGUAACAUUUAUUGAAGGAAAUAUUGGAGGGAGAAAAUGAUGGGUGUUCAGGAUGUCAGGGAUUCAGGGCUUUCUCCAGCGCUCUUAAAAGAGACCCCAGAGGAGAAGUUAAAGUAACCAUUGUACAGUGAGCAGAACAUAGUGGGCCCUUGCUCCUUCCGGGGAUGGGUUGGCGAGGCCACGGUUUAGAACGCAAGCUUGCUUCCCAUGUCCAUUCUGAGGAUGGGAUCAGGCAGAGAGGGCUCGCCAGGAAGUAAGCGAUUGUGCUGGCAGCUCCUCCCAGACCUAAUGCCAUUCAGCACUGGUGUCGCUUAGUAAAGCCACACGCUCAGAAGCACUGUUUGGAAAAGAUGCGUGCAGGCAUUCUAAAGGUGGAAGGACCGUUUCCACAAGUGUUCCUUUGGACUCCUUGUACAAUUUGUGCUUUAGAUUGUUCCAGCGUCCAGAGGACUGGGGCCAGUAGGGUAGAUUUCUGGGGUACAGACAGCAUCUCUUAGGGCUGCACAGUGAUGCGACUUAGCUUGUGUUUCCCUAAAAGGAAGGCGUAGAGAAGCCAGUGACAUUCCGGCCUCUCCUUUGGCGAGCCCUUACUGCAGUACUGUGUAGACGCAUCGUGUCUCCCAUGGGAGAGCUUCCUUAUACCCUAGCAGCUCGGCUUGCUGUCAGUGCAGCUUCUGCAGACUGACGUGUGAAGGCAUUUAACUAUCUGCUAGACACUAGGAGACAGGACAGAAAAGAGACGGCGUGAUUACAGUAGCCAAGCAUCUAAGGGGAAGAGUGUGUAAACUGAAUCCUAGUCUGUGGUGACAGCAAGGUCAACCAGAUGUCUGGAUAGGCACAGCAGAUAAAACAGCCUCCAUUGCACAUGGUUGGGUCUGGCUUGACACAGCAGUUUAGAAUCACCAAGUGGAGAGUUACCUUUAAGGAGGGUUUGUACUUCCAAGGUGAGAGGCUGGCGGGCAUCUUAACCUCUCUUGGAGAAGGGAAUCGAUUUUUUUUUUAAAUCUCAAAAUGCUCUUGUGAGUCUCAAAUACUUAUUUUGGUGUGCUCUUGGAGGCAGUAUUGGAAGUGCUAGAUCAGGCUUUCCAGGAAGCCGGGGCAUACAGCUUAGUGGUGGAGCACUUACUGGGCAUGGAAGGCCUGGGCCAGUCCCGGUACUGCUAAGCAAACACCAGCAGCUCUCAACUUUCCACACUUCUCUCUCUGUGGAGUCAUAAGCGGCAGCAGGAGACGUUUAUGACUGUAUACUACAAAUAGACGGGGCACGUUCCUAACUGGAAAACCCAUGGCUGGAGAAGCAGCAAUGACACAAUCUUUGAUUGCACCAAAACCUCAAGUCAUUUUAUAAAUAGAUGUUUUUCUUGUGAACCCCUGGGCUUUAAUAGGUGUGAAGAGGCUAACAGACUACGGAGUUGACGCCAAAGCGUCUAAGUGCGCAGGCUGGAAGAUGGACCCCUGAGCCCAGAUUUGUUUGGUGGCUUUGUUUUGGUCAAGCUUCCACCUGUAGAAGCAGAGCUCUUGAGCUCCAGAACUUGCCACGCUGGAGUAGGCACUUGCUGACCGUGCUGUAAACGGGUGACCCAGGACCCAGGAGGUGAGAGCAUAGAUCACAGGAGGGAUGGCUGCACGGUUCUGACUGCUCUACAGCUGCCAAGUAGGGAGUGGCAAUGUUAGGCACAGGUGUCACCUUGAAUUAUGGGGGAGGUGGCCUCGUAGAUGAGAGGGGAGCUCGGCUGCUUUGUGAAGCCAGUUUCCCCCUUCUCGAGUUCCGCCGAGGAAGCCUCUUGUGGUGGUUCUGUGCGUUGGAGACUCUGCUGGAUACUUACCCAAGUGUCAGGAGGAUGGAGAUGUCACUGCAGCCACGUGUGUUUUCGCAGCAAAGUUCUCCUAGUUCGAGGGUGGGGGGACGGCUAGGGUCAGGUUGGGGUGCUCAAGAACAGACUGUACAAGAAGCCUCCAGCUCUCCCCAGAACUUUCCGCGUGCAGUGGAUCCUGUCCCUUCUGCUGGAGCUUGGAUAGGACGGUGAACUGAAGGUUUUCUUUGUGCUUGUGUCUAUGUAAGGAUGAGGGUGGAGUGAGGAGGGGUGGGCAGAAGGUGGGGUGAGCUGUGCCCUCUCUGCUCCCUGGAGUCAGUCUCUGCAGCACCGAGUAAGCCAGGCUUGCCGGCCUUCUGUUUCUGGGAUUCUCCUGUUUCUAACCAGCCUGGUCACAGACCAAAGCAAGACGGUUCCGUGAACUGUUAGUCCAGAGCUUGGGCUGGAAUCCUUUGGGUAGGAGGCGUGGCCUUGUGGAGGAAGUGCGUCAUCAAGGGUGGACUGCCAUUCCCAGUGUGCUCUCUGCCUCCUGCCUGUGGAUCAAGCUGUGAGCUCUCGGCUGCUGCCCAAGCCUAACUCCACCAUCUAACCCUCCGGUUCACGGUGUCUCAUCACAGCAAUA
Microtus ochrogaster (prairie vole) is the source of this 5445-nucleotide messenger RNA. RefSeq names its product methionyl-tRNA synthetase 2, mitochondrial (gene Mars2). The transcript is spliced from 2 exons. Gene Ontology annotation, biological process: methionyl-tRNA aminoacylation. Gene Ontology annotation, molecular function: methionine-tRNA ligase activity; ATP binding. NCBI's taxonomy places the organism in Eukaryota, Metazoa, Chordata, Mammalia, Rodentia, Cricetidae. The record is from RefSeq and is a predicted model, not a curated record. Bases 197 to 1942 code for a protein of 581 amino acids.